This is a messenger RNA of Canis lupus familiaris (dog), 2046 nucleotides long. It is a transcript of the gene CYP2F1, whose product is annotated as cytochrome P450 family 2 subfamily F member 1. NCBI's taxonomy places the organism in Eukaryota, Metazoa, Chordata, Mammalia, Carnivora, Canidae. Gene Ontology annotation, cellular component: cytoplasm; intracellular membrane-bounded organelle. The transcript is spliced from 10 exons. Gene Ontology annotation, molecular function: iron ion binding; oxidoreductase activity, acting on paired donors, with incorporation or reduction of molecular oxygen, reduced flavin or flavoprotein as one donor, and incorporation of one atom of oxygen; heme binding. Bases 162 to 1637 code for a protein of 491 amino acids. Gene Ontology annotation, biological process: xenobiotic metabolic process. The record is from RefSeq and is a predicted model, not a curated record.
ACUGGAAAACCUAGGGGCGGGGGACAAGGGGUGUGGACAGAGAUGAUUUAAGAGCAGCCCCCACCCCCUAGGCAUACCCAGAGCUGCAGGGCACAGAUCUGGAGCAGAUCACACCUCAGCUGCCCCCCAAAAUUCAGCAGAUACCUGCAGCUGCUUUCACCAUGGAUGGUGUGAGCACAGCCAUCUUGCUCGGGCUCCUGGCUCUCGCCUUUCUGUUCCUGAUCCUCAAUUCAAGGGGCAAGAGCCAGCUGCCCCCAGGCCCCAGACCCCUCCCAUUCCUGGGAAACCUGCUGCAGCUUCGCUCCCAAGACAUGCUGACCUCUCUCACCAAGCUGAGCAAGGAGUAUGGCUCAGUGUACACAGUGCACCUGGGGCCGAGACGCGUGGUGGUCCUCAGUGGGUACCAAGCCGUGAAGGAGGCCCUUGUGGACCAAGGGGAGGAUUUUAGUGGCCGUGGUGACUACCCUGUCUUUUUCAACUUCACUAAGGGCAAUGGGAUCGCCUUCUCCAACGGGGACCGGUGGAAAGUCCUGAGGAGGUUCUCCGUCCAGAUUCUGAGGAACUUCGGGAUGGGGAAGAGAAGCAUUGAGGAGCGGAUCCUGGAGGAAGGCAGCUUCCUGCUGGCAGAGCUAAGGAAAACUGAAGGCAAGCCCUUCGACCCCACGUUUGUGCUCAGCCGCUCCGUGUCCAACAUCAUCUGCUCGGUGAUCUUCGGCAGCCGCUUUGACUACGAUGAUGAGCGUCUGCUCACCAUUAUCCGCCUCAUUAAUGACAACUUCCAAAUCAUGAGCGGCCCCUGGGGAGAGUUGUACAACAUCUUUCCGAGCCUCCUGGACUGGAUACCUGGGCCACACCGGCGCCUUUUCCAGAACUUUGGGUGCAUGAAAGACCUCAUCGCCCGCAGCGUCCGCGACCACCAGGACUCCCUCGAUCCCCGCUGUCCCCGGGACUUCAUUGAUUGUUUCCUCAACAAAAUGGCACAAGAGAAGCAGGACCCGCACAGCCACUUCCACAUGGAUACCCUGCUGAUGACCACACAUAACCUGAUCUUCGGUGGCACCGAGACCGUGGGCACCACGCUGCGCCACGCCUUCCUUGUGCUCAUGAAGUACCCGAAAGUGCAAGCCCGCGUCCAGGAGGAGAUCGACCGCGUGGUGGGACGCGCGCGGCUGCCGGCGCUGGAGGACCGAGCGGCCAUGCCUUACACGGAUGCGGUGAUCCACGAGGUGCAGCGCUUCGCCGACGUCAUCCCCAUGAACUUGCCGCACCGCGUCAUUCGGGACACACCCUUUCGCGGCUUCCUGCUACCCAAGGGCACAGAUAUCAUCACCCUUCUUAACACAGUCCACUAUGACCCCAACCAGUUCCUGACGCCCCAGGAAUUCAACCCCGAGCAUUUUCUGGAUGCCAAUCAGUCUUUCAAGAAGAGCCCAGCCUUCAUGCCUUUCUCAGCUGGUCGCCGGCUGUGCCUGGGCGAGUCGCUGGCGCGCAUGGAGCUCUUCCUCUACCUCACCGCCAUCCUGCAGAGCUUCUCGCUGCAGCCGCUGGGGGCGCCCGAGGACAUCGACCUGACGCCGCUCAGCUCCGGGCUCGGCAACCUCCCGCGGCCUUUCCAGCUGCGCCUGCGCACGCGCUGACCCCCGCCGCCCUUCCCGGGGAGGCCCGCCUAGUGCGGCGCUGGGUCCCCCGGCCCGUUACUCUGUGCCCCCGCCCCUCUCGCGCACACACCGCUUCCCCGCACCCGUGCCUGCCGCCCCCCGUCAUGCUCCAUCCCCCAUCUUGACCUGCUCUGCGCCCCCAGAAGCGGAGAAACGCAAGGGGAAAGGAGGAGAGCUUGCCUCGUUCUACUGGGCGCCCUUUGGGGGGGGGGGGGCUAUUUGUAUCAUUUUCUAAUAAAGUGUCUUUAUAAAAGAUUCAAACCUAGGACGCCUGGGCGGCUCAGUGGUUGAGCGUCUGCCUUCGGCUCAGGUCGUGGUCCAGGGGUCCCGGGAUCAAGUCCCACAUCGGGGUCCCUGCAUGGAGCCUGCUUCUCCCUCUGCCUGUGUC